This is a messenger RNA of Spea bombifrons (plains spadefoot toad), 1070 nucleotides long. RefSeq names its product NADH-cytochrome b5 reductase 3. The record is from RefSeq and is a predicted model, not a curated record. The transcript has 9 exons. The coding region runs from base 147 to 1049 and encodes 300 amino acids. Gene Ontology annotation, cellular component: mitochondrion. Gene Ontology annotation, molecular function: FAD binding; oxidoreductase activity. NCBI's taxonomy places the organism in Eukaryota, Metazoa, Chordata, Amphibia, Anura, Pelobatidae.
GAGGCGGGCUGGAGACGAUUGAUGAUUGGCAGCUGCUUGAACUAAUCCCAGAGCGCGGGGCAGGAGCUGUCAGUUGUUUCUGCGAGCUCUCUUGGUUGUUCGGUUCCUGCGUCGGUUCUCGGUCUCUGCCGUCUGUCACCGUCCACAUGGGGGCUCAGCUCAGUACGUUGGGUAGAAUCGUCAGCUACCCGUUCGCCGUGAUCUAUGGCAUCUUCUGGAGGAUAUUUGGGACGCGCCCCCCCGCCAUCACCCUGGAGAGCGCCGACAUUAAAUACCCUCUGAGACUCAUCGACAAAGAGAUCAUCAGCCACGACACCCGGCGAUUCCGCUUCGCUCUGCCGUCUCCGGGGCACGUCCUGGGUCUCCCGAUCGGGCAGCACAUCUACCUGUCGGCGCGGGUCGACGGCAAUCUGGUGGUGAGACCCUACACGCCGGUUUCCAGCGACGACGAUAAAGGUUUCGUGGAUCUCGUCGUGAAGAUCUACUUUAAAGGCGUUCACCCCAAGUUUCCGGAAGGAGGGAAGAUGUCCCAAUACCUGGAAGGACUGAAACUAAACGACACCAUUGAUUUCCGGGGUCCCAGCGGCUUACUGGUUUAUAAGGGAAAAGGAACGUUUGAAGUCCGCCCGGAUAAGAAGUCCCCACCUGUGAUCAAGAAGGCAAAGCACGUGGGGAUGAUUGCCGGGGGAACUGGGAUAACCCCAAUGCUGCAGCUGAUCCGCGCCAUAACUAAGGACAAGGACGACAAAACCAUCUGCUACCUGCUCUUUGCCAACCAGACGGAGAAGGACAUUCUGCUUCGCAACGAGCUGGAGGAGAUCCGAGCCAACCAUCCUCGCUUCAAGCUCUGGUACACCCUGGACAGAGCGCCGGAGGAAUGGGAUUACAGCCAGGGCUUUGUCAACGACGAUAUGAUCAAAGCCUUUAUACCGGCCCCCAGCGACGACGUCCUCGUCCUGAUGUGCGGACCACCUCCGAUGGUCCAAUACGCAAUCAACCCAAGCCUGGACAAGCUGGGCUACCCCCAGGACCGCAGGUUUGCCUAUUAACCCCAAACCUCUGGGAAAGAA